Messenger RNA from Anastrepha obliqua, 5833 nucleotides. RefSeq names its product eukaryotic translation initiation factor 4 gamma 2 (gene NAT1). The transcript is spliced from 5 exons. Gene Ontology annotation, molecular function: translation initiation factor activity; protein binding; mRNA binding. Lineage: Eukaryota; Metazoa; Arthropoda; Insecta; Diptera; Tephritidae. Gene Ontology annotation, cellular component: eukaryotic translation initiation factor 4F complex. The annotation marks the transcript as partial. The record is from RefSeq and is a predicted model, not a curated record.
AAAUAUUUUGUAAACAUUCAGAGCAUUUCCUUAUCAAAACCAAUAGCAUUUUUGCCAUAUCAAAGCGCAACGGCGGAAAGUAACGUCAGCAACUGUCGUGGUAGCAGUAACGCGGAUUUGAUUCUUUGUACACGCGUCAACCAAAAAGUUUCCACCAUUCCUCAUUCAACGUUUGGUGCUCAUUUUUCGCAGCCUUUCGACGACCCAAGGCAACGUUGGGAUCCAACCAGCGAUCUUUAUUCAGGCACCAUAGCGCACGACAGGAACGUGAAAGCAAGCACCAUUGAGGGAGGCAGCAGCACCGGUGACACCAGCAUCGGCGGCAGCGGUUUACACCUUGCAAUAACGGCUCAUCAAACUGAUAUUGAGCGUUUUCACGACAAUUCGAGUAACCGAGGAGGAGGAGGAGGCGGCGGCGUCAGCUGCGGCGGCCAAUCACCGCCCACACCAACGGUCGGUAAAACCCUUUUAAAUACAAGUCCAAAUCUUUUACCGAUUACUACCGCAUCGGACACUUUCAACAACUUGAAGAAUUUAGUAAAGAUUGAUAAGGGUUCUAAUCCAACGAACGGCAACACCAGUAUUGGUGCUGGUAGCUAUCGUCCGAAAGGGAAUAACGUAGGUGGUUAUAAAAACACCGGGAACCUUGGACAUAGUAUUGGUGGGUCACCAACGUCCGUAGAAGAGCGUGGUAUAAUCUCCAACGGAAGCGGAUCAUCUGGUCCAAGUAUCGGUGUUGGAGGACGAACUGGAGCAGGUAGCGCUUCGGGAUAUAUUGGUACCGCCUUUAAUAGGAACUCCGCCAAAAUUCGACAAUACGAUUCGGACGUAAGCCCACGACCUCGACGAACUUACCAGGGUGACUCGUCGUCGUCGCGUUACUAUAACAAAAAUAGUGACACUUUGGGACAGGGCCCCAAAUCAUCCAUUGGAUCCGGCGGUAACGGCACUCUUAGUGGUGCUGGUAUUGGCCAUGGCAUUGGACGCGCUAUCAUAGGUAACGAAGGUAACAGCGGACGCGGCUCUUACAACGCCGACGGAAGCAACAACAGACGAUACAACAAUCAAGGGUCUACAGAUGGCAGUUAUAAUGGUGGUAAUCGUAAUUUAAGCAAUUCAACCACUGGCGGCGGCAGCAGCUAUCGCCAACAGCAGGGCUCUCGUUACGAAAACGGAAAUGGACAACAGAGGUCAUAUGGUACCGCAUCAAACACUGGGUACAACAACAAUUAUUCAAGCAAGUCGGGUUACGGACCCCGUAACGGUUAUAAUGAUGGAAAUGUAAGCGUAAGAUCAAAUCAUCGGGAAGAUUACGGCAGCAGCAAUAAUUAUCGUGAUUACGACGACACACCACGUUCACGUUACAACACAGGCAAUAAUACAAAUAGUCUAGAACGAGGUAAUAAAGGGCGUUAUAAGGCUUCUGAGCAAGGUAACGGCAACAGUAACAUACCGUCUGCUCUCCGACAAGGCGGUAUUUCAAUAGAGGAUCGUUACGAACGCGCACCGGCUGCCGCUGAAGGCGGUAGAGCCUAUAACAACCGCACACCACCAAUACGCGGCGGAAAUGCAUCAGGAUCAUCUGCAACAACAGGAACCGGACCAGUACCAGGAGCACUCUCAUCAACACCAUCUUCCGUAAAUUCAGCUUCAUCGUCGUCGCGUGGCAUAUCGCCAAAUUCGGCUGGUGCCGCAAUCGGCGCACAACAUCCAACACCAUCUCCCACACCACCACCACCAGCUGCGGGUCGUUGGGUACCACCCUCUUUACGUCCACAGCAUGGACUUACUCAGAGUGAAAAGAAUGAUGCCGUCUUCAGAAAGGUUCGUGGUAUUCUCAACAAAUUGACUCCAGAAAAAUUUCAAGAACUUAGCGAUGAAUUGUUGAAGCUCGAUCUAAACUCAAUUCUCAUUUUGAACGGUGUUAUAUUGUUGAUUUUUGAUAAAGCCCUAGAUGAGCCUAAGUACUCGUCUAUGUAUGCACAGUUGUGCAAGCGUCUAUCAGAAGAGGCCCCAUCUUUCGAAAAGGAUCCAAAUAGUUCGUGCACUUUUCUACGUCUACUGAUCGCUGUUUGCCGUGAUAAAUUCAAUAAUCGCUUAAAACGCGACAACGCCGACGGCGAUAAUAAUAAUCAAUUUAACAAGGUACAUCGACCACAGUCGCAAGUCAAUGUUAGUGAAAAUGACACCGAUGAAGAAGAGCGCCGGCACUUGGCCAAGCAGCGUAUGCUGGGUAAUGUCAAAUUCAUCGGUGAACUCCACAAAUUGGACAUGUUGUCGAAGACUGUGUUGCAUCAGUGCAUCAUGGAGUUGCUCGAUAAGAAGAAGAAACGCUCUGCCAUGCCGCAAGAAAUGUGCGAGGACAUGGAGUGCUUGGCACAGUUGCUCAAGACUUGCGGUAAGAACUUGGAUUCAGAACAGGGCAAAGAGCUGAUGAACCAGUACUUCGAUACUUUGGAACGCCGAUCAAAAUCGACUGACUAUCCGCCACGGAUACGCUUCAUGCUGAAGGAUGUCAUCGAAUUACGUGAAAACAAUUGGAUACCCCGUAAAGUGGCAACCACUGAGGGACCCGUGCCCAUCAAGCAGAUUCGCACUGACGAUGAUACAAUUAUUCGUACGCCGUUCGCACAAAGGAAUCGCGAAAUGCGCAACAACGACCGCGACGGUGAUAGCUGGAUGAAUCGCUUCCACAUAAAUCUUCAGCCGGGUUUCAACGACAUGUUUAGCAGUUUGAGUGUUACAGGAGCAUCGCCUAUCGUUUCACCAUUUGGUACCAGCAACUCAAAUCGACCCUACAAUGGUCGUGAUCGUAAUCAGGGGGGACGAGAUGGCAAUAAUUACAACAAUCGUUACAAUAAGCACAACAACCAAAAUGGUGGUCCCGGUGGAAAUCGUGAAGAGGGACGCGGUGGUGGCCGCAAUGCCCAUAAUAUGGGACGUGAUGCUGAUUCAUCUAACUCAUCACAAUAUGGUAGUGGCGGUGGCAAUCCGCUGUUGAAUAGCAAAGAAUUAGCGCCAAGGUUCAAACGGAAUUUAAUGUCCACAAAUCAAGAUCCAGUCGAGAAUCUCCAGAUGCGACCAGCCGCAAACUCGCUUCUCUUUAAAGCGGCUUCACAAAACCAUAAACUGCCAACGAUGUUGCCAAUAUCUACACCACCAAACAGUGGCGGCAGUAAUUUCGGAAGUGGAGGCUCUAACCGCAGCGGUGGACAAAACAAAGAUCAGCUAUCUAAUACGCAAUACCCGCUUCUUGGUACACCCACUUCUCAUAUUAAUAAUCCAGCUCGUCCUUCAUCGACACCUUCCGCAGAGUACGAUAGUGAAAAAAAUUCUCAACCGGCCAAUUUAGGCUUAAUCAUUGAUAGAGGUCUGAAGACAACUUCUUCUUCUCCAAAUUUCGGUGCAUCGAACGCGGUGAGUGGAGAAAGAGGUAUUAAGGCGGCUGGCGUUGCCGAAAACAAUUCGGAAUUUUUAAGCGUGGCAGAUGCUGCAGAUAAACGCAGCUCGACGUCCGUUGAUCCGCAACAGCUAGUCACUAAGCAAGGGUCUGUGGAGAAAGCUACUGGUGCUGUAACAAACAAACAGAAAAAGGAUAAAGCAUUCAACAAAGAAGAGAUUUUGAAAAAAACAAAUGCAUUCGUUAAGGAUAAGUUCUUCUAUGAAUCUGAAGAGGAAGAGGAUGUAACAAUCACUGAAGACGAACACAAUGACAGUGGUGUGGCCAGCUCCAAUGCUAAUGAUAGCCCUUAUAGCAAGCAAUUUAAUGCGCUAGUAGAAGGUUUCAUGGAUCUGAAAGUGCCUGAAAAAUGCAUGAAAGAUGUUUGCAUUAGUAUCAUUAUGGAUGUGCUUGAAAAGGCCGAGGACAAGUAUUUGGACCGUGUAGUCGCUUUCCUAUCCGCAGUGCACAAGCAAUGCAAUAUCAAAUCCAACAUCAUACUGGAAAUUUUCAAGCAAGUAAUCAAUAAAAUGAAUGAGCGGGAAACUUUGAAUCCACGCAUUGCUACGCAUGUUGCUGGACUAUUAAGCCGAGCCGUCGCCGAUGUGGGUUUACUCAAAUUGACCGAUAUUGCUAAUUACACCGAUAAUGGUCAGCAUUAUCCACUAUUCCUGCUUGUGCUACAGCAGCUGCAUAAGUACAUUGGCAAGGAUGCAUUAGCUGAAAAGUUCCGCGCCAGUAAAAUCGAUUUAAUGAAUAGUUUACCAGAGGUGGAUCGCAAUAAGGCGCGUUUGGCCGAAAUAUUGGACGAUCGCAACUUGGCCUUCUUGUAUCCGCUACUCAAAGUGCAGGCAGAGAUGUGGAAGCAAUUGACUAGUGAUCCAAAUCCCGCAGCUUUCUACAAAUGGAUUAAGAGCAACGUGGAUGCCAAGUUCUACAAAGAUGCUGGCUUUAUAAAUGCACUCAUGACAGUGUUGGUGAAAUUUAUCACAAAAGAAACCACUUUGGCCGAAGAUGCCGACAUUAAAAAACAUCCCGAUCGUGCGACCAUUGAGAAGGAGGAAUCACUGCUACUUAAGUAUUGCCAAAUUUUGCAGACAUUCCUAGGUGGCAGCAACGAGCUGCAAUUAAUCGCUAUCCAUGCACUACAAGUUUUCUGCUACAAUGAAAAUUUCCCAAAAGGUAUGCUCUGCCGCUGGUUCAAAUAUCUCUAUGAGGCGGAAGUUAUCGAAGAGGAGACCUUCAUACUGUGGAAAGAGGAAAUAUCAGACAAAUACCCUGGAAAGGGGACUGCAUUAUUCCAAGUUAACAACUGGCUGACUUGGUUGCAAGAGGCCGAAUCAGAGGAUGACGAUGACUGAAUUUAGCAAAUCCAUUCGCGCAUUAAACAAAAAUAUAUAUAUAAACACUAAUUAAUAACCUCUUAAACUGAUAGAUAACACACCGAAAAACAAAAAAAAAUAUUAAACAGUAUAAAGAAAAUAUAAAAAAACCAAACGAAAUGAAUAAAGCGUUGAAUAGUUCGUUUAGCACAUUCUGAAAACUAACACAAUUCCAAAUACAAAUCAAGUAAAAAAGUGAAGAGAAUGAUGCAUAGAAGCGUCAAGAAAUCGCAUACACGCUAGUUUCAAAAAAUAUAAAUUAAAAUUAAAAAAAUAAAUAUCUAGAAAACUUGAAAAAAAAAAUUAAAUAUCAAAGCGACAAAAGAUCAGACUUCUUAAACUGGAGACGAAUGAAACGAAAUGAAUGAUAAUUUUUAAACGUAAAUUUAAAAUACUUAUUCUACUCCAUUUACCCUUAUUUCUCGAUACUGCAACAAUGCAUUAUAUACAAUAUAUAAAAACACAAAAACGUUUAGAUAUUUACCAAUUAAAUUAAUUUUCUUAAACUUGAUCUUCAACGCUCAGUACUUUUUUAGCAAAUUUAUUUCAAUAUCAACUGAAUUCUUCGACUUUAUUUCUUAUUUUUAAACUCAAAGAAAAAACACAAAAAAUGUAAUAAAAAAAUACUAAAUGGUUUAAAUCGUUGAUAAAUAAUUAAUCCUUUCGAUGGAACUUUGAGAGCAGUUGGUUGCGUGGCUAAAUAGGCACCAAAAAAUUAAAUAAUAAUAAAAAGCAAACAAAUCAAUUGUAAUUGAACCAAUCUGCUGCCACUUUUCCCGUUGUGAUCGAUUUAUUAAUGCUUAAAAUGGGCCAACAUACAGGUUACUACGGGCUUGCCAAAUUAGCAUAAAAGUGAUAAAUAUCGUAAAAAGAAUGGCCAGUGUAAAUGAAGUAAUAACAGAUGACAUGAAUGUCAAACUAAUGUUGAGCAAGAAUAUUUAAAAAAGAUUAUCCGAUUUGAACUUUCAAGAAAAAUUUGAAAUAAAGCGAAAUAACAGCUGCCGCAAACAAA